AUGUAUCUGAUCACUGUAUUGGGAAACCUGCUCAUCAUCCUGGCUGUCAGCUCAGACUCCCACCUCCACACACCCAUGUACUUCUUCCUCUCCAACCUGUCCUUGGUAGACAUCUGUUUCACCUCCACCACCAUCCCAAAGAUGCUGCUGAACAUCCAGACACAGAGCAAAGCCAUCACCUAUGCAGGCUGCAUCACACAGAUGUAUUUUUUCAUACUCUUUGCAGUGUUGGAUGACUUCCUCCUGACUGUGAUGGCCUAUGACCGCUUUGUGGCCAUCUGCCACCCCCUGUACUACAUGGUCAUCAUGAACCCCCGGCUAUGUGGACUGCUGUUUCUGGUGUCCUUUAUCAUGAUUGUGUCCAUAUUUUAUGGCACAAUCCUAGGAGUGUAUCUCAGCUCUGCUGGUACCCACAGCUCACAGUCAAGUGCAACAGCCUCAGUGAUGUACACUGUGGUCACACCCAUGCUGAACCCCUUCAUCUACAGCCUCAGGAAUAGAGACAUAAAGGGAGCUCUGAAAAGAUUCUUUGGAUGGCAGGAAAAUCUGAAGCCUCAGUUUUUACUGUGUGUCCCUCAUUCUUUGUACAUCAGUACCUUAGUGGCUCUUGCUGAGGAUGUAGACUGA
This is a messenger RNA of Phyllostomus hastatus (greater spear-nosed bat), 627 nucleotides long. Its product is annotated as olfactory receptor 7A10-like. Lineage: Eukaryota; Metazoa; Chordata; Mammalia; Chiroptera; Phyllostomidae. Gene Ontology annotation, molecular function: G protein-coupled receptor activity; olfactory receptor activity. Gene Ontology annotation, cellular component: membrane. Gene Ontology annotation, biological process: G protein-coupled receptor signaling pathway. The transcript is spliced from 3 exons. Bases 1 to 627 code for a protein of 208 amino acids. The record is from RefSeq and is a predicted model, not a curated record.